AUGGCGUCCGCUAUUAUCUCGAAGAAGAGGAAGUUUGUUGCCGACGGUGUCUUCACGGCUGAGCUGAACGAGUUCUUCACUCGCGAGCUCGCUGCUGAGGGCUAUUCCGGUUGCCUUGUGCGUGUGAACCACGUUCGCACAGAGAUCAUCAUCCGUGCUACGCACACGCAGGAGGUGCUGGGUGACAAGGGUCGUCGCCUGCGUGAGCUGACGACGCUUGUGCGCCAGCGUUUCCGCUUCCCAGAAGGCUCGCUUGAGCUGUACGCCGAAAAGGUCGCGAACCGUGGUCUUCAUGCCGUUGCACAGUGUGAGUCACUGCGCAACAAGCUGCUCGGUGGCCUGCCAGUGCGCCGUGCUGCUUACGGUGUGCUUCGUUACGUGAUGGAGUCUGGUGCCAAGGGUUGUGAAGUGGUCAUUUCCGGCAAGGUGCGCGGUGCGCGUGCUAAGAGCAUGAAGUUCAACGACGGCUUCAUGAUUCACACCGGUCAGCCAGCCAAGGACUUUGUUGACGUUGCCAUCCGUCACGUUCUCAUGAAACAAGGUGUGCUUGGUCUCAAGGUCAAGAUUAUGCACGGCUGGGAUCCAGAGGGCCGCUCAGGCCGUCCGUUCCCACUUCCUGAUGCCGUCACCAUCCUUGAGCCCAAGGAGGACGAGCCUAUCACAGCUCCCAUGUCCGAGUCGCGUAACCAGCCCGUGGCUUCGGCAGAGACGGCACCUGCCCCAGCGUCUGCUAUGCCAGGAGCGCAGGAGACACCAGCCUACACACAGGCUGCUCCUCACGCCGCUGCAUUCUAA
Molecule: messenger RNA, 795 nt
Organism: Malassezia globosa CBS 7966
Lineage: Eukaryota; Fungi; Basidiomycota; Malasseziomycetes; Malasseziales; Malasseziaceae
Exons: 1
Coding region: 1-795 (264 amino acids)
Biological process (GO): translation
Cellular component (GO): nucleus; cytosolic small ribosomal subunit
Molecular function (GO): structural constituent of ribosome; RNA binding
Source: RefSeq, a predicted model, not a curated record